AUGACCAUGUCAACCAUCACCUCUACUCGCAAUAUACUCGACGCGGUCGGGAAAACACCAUGCGUCGAGCUGCACCACGUGGUUCCAGAUGGCUGCGCCCGUGUUUUUGUCAAGCUGGAGGGCUUGAAUCCCACAGGCUCCUAUAAAGACCGCAUGGCCCGUUCUGUGAUCGAAGAAGCUGAACGACGAGGUGAUCUGAGACCCGGGAUGACUGUGGUUGAAGCCACCGGCAGCAGUACUGGGUCUUCACUUGCCUUUGUGUGUGCAAUCAAAGGGUACAGUUUCCUUGUUGUAUCAUCCGACGCGUUCGCAGAGGAAAAGUUGAAGACGAUGUCCGCGUUUGGAGCGACGGUAGAUAUCGUCCACAGCCCAAGCGGGAAGAUCACGCCUGAAUUGAUUCCGGUUAUGCGUGACCGGGCGAAGGAACUCUCCCAGGGGGAAGAUUACUAUUACGCAGACCAGUUUAACAAUCCAGAUGUCCUUGUCGGUUACGAAGGGCUAGGUCGUGAGCUUCUGGAGCAAAUUCCGGAGGGCAUUGAUGCAUUCUGCGGUGCAGUGGGUGGUGCAGGAAUGGUCAUGGGCGUGGCCAAAGUCUUGAAAGAAAAUCAACCGCACUGCAGUGUGACUGUCCUGGAACCUGCUUCAGCGCCUGCUAUCACUAAAGGCCACGGCGGCCUACACUCGGUGGAAGGUAUUGGAAUUGGAUUCCUUCCACCGAUCUUGGACAAACAACUAUACGACAGUGCCCUUGCAGUUGAGGAAUCGGAGGCCCGUGCCAUGUCACGGCGCCUGGCAAAGGAAGAGGGCAUUUUGGCUGGGACCUCUACAGGCCUCAAUGUAGUAGCCGGGAUUGAGCUGGCAAAACAACUAGGGCCUGGAAAAGUUGUGGUUACCGUUGCUUGUGACACGGGUCUGAAAUAUGUGCGAGGCAACCUCUACACAGCGGAGUAA
Messenger RNA from Aspergillus nomiae NRRL 13137, 951 nucleotides. Its product is annotated as PLP-dependent cysteine synthase family protein. The transcript has a single exon. Lineage: Eukaryota; Fungi; Ascomycota; Eurotiomycetes; Eurotiales; Aspergillaceae. The record is from RefSeq and is a predicted model, not a curated record. Gene Ontology annotation, molecular function: cysteine synthase activity. The coding region runs from base 1 to 951 and encodes 316 amino acids. Gene Ontology annotation, cellular component: cytoplasm.